AUUGAAUAGAUGAAUGAACAAAAACAUGUUGUUAUUGUUGGUGGCGGGUUAGUUGGUUCAUUAGAAGCAUUGUUUUGUGCUCAACGCUCAUAUAAAGUAGAUGUUUUUGAAUACCGUCCUGAUCCGAGAUUGCAGAAAUAUGUUGCUGGCAAAAGUAUAAAUUUAGCGUUAUCUGAAAGAGGUCGUGCUGCAUUGCGUAGCAUAGGUGCUGAAGAUUAUAUUGUUAAAACCUGUAUACCCAUGUAUGCUAGGAUGAUACACUCACACAAUGGAAAACGCACACCGAUUUCAUAUGGGAAAAAUGAUCAGUGUAUUCUUUCAGUUGAUCGAAGAAAACUUAAUGAGCAUCUAAUCAAUUUGGCAGAGAAAAAUGUAAAUAUAAGCUAUCAUUUUCAAAGUAAAUUUGUUUCUUCAGAUUUUGAUCGAGGUAAGAUAAGGUUUGAAAAGAAUGGAGAGUUAUCAGAACAUUAUGCUGAUUUAAUUGUUGGUUGUGAUGGUGCUUAUUCUGCUGUUCGCCAACAAUUAUUAAAAACAACCAGGAUGAAUUAUUCUCAAUUUUACAUUCCUCAUGGUUACAAAGAAAUUGAAAUGUUGCCAAAUGAGCAUGGUGAAUUUGCAAUGGAGAUAAAUUACUUUCACAUUUGGCCGCGUAAUGAAUUUAUGAUGAUAGGUCUCCCUAAUCAAGACAAAUCAUUUACUUUAACUUUAUUUAUGCCUCUAGAUAAAUUCGACUGCAUAACAUCUGAACAGGAUAUCAUAAAUUUUUUUGAACAAGAAUUUCCAGAUUCAAUUCCUUUGAUAGGAAGACAAAAGCUUAUUGAUGAUUAUAAAAAAAAUCCUGUUGGUGAUGCUAUAUGUGUUAAAACAUAUCCCUAUCAUUAUUUAGACAAAGUUGUUAUUCUUGGUGAUGCUGCUCAUGCUACAGUUCCUUUUUAUGGGCAAGGGAUGAAUUGUGGUUUUGAGGAUUGUCUUGUUUUACAUGAAAUUCUUGAUAAAACCUUGGAUUUUAAAACAGGUUUAGAAGCAUAUUCAAAGUAUCGCAAUCCUGAUGCUGAAGCUUUAAUUGAUCUUUCUCUUUAUAACUACAUGGAGCUCAGGGCACAUGUUAAUUCAGUUUGGUUUACUUUGCGCAAGAAGGUUGACAACUUUCUUCAUUUUUUGUUUCCUCACACUUGGAUACCUCUGUAUAGUAUGGUCACAUUUACAAGGUUGCGUUAUCAUCAUGUUGUUGAACGCAGUAAAAAACAAGACAUGAUAGUAAAAUGGUUAGUUACUGGUAUAUGUGUCUCUGCAUUGUCGGUUUCAUUUUAUUAUGUUACCAAAGUUUCUACCCUUUACUUUAAUUAAGUAAAAACAAUUAUGGAGUAUUUAAAUUUUUAGCUCAUUUUAAUGCAAUGUAUUAUGUUUUUUAUAAAAGCCUUUUUGUUACAAGAUAAAUAAGAAAUAAGUAUAUUUGCUAGUAUUUUCAUUUUAUGUAUUUUAAAUAAUAAAUAUAAAAUAUAUAUAUCG
Hydra vulgaris (swiftwater hydra) is the source of this 1509-nucleotide messenger RNA. RefSeq names its product kynurenine 3-monooxygenase. Gene Ontology annotation, biological process: L-tryptophan catabolic process; quinolinate biosynthetic process. NCBI's taxonomy places the organism in Eukaryota, Metazoa, Cnidaria, Hydrozoa, Anthoathecata, Hydridae. The record is from RefSeq and is a predicted model, not a curated record. Gene Ontology annotation, molecular function: kynurenine 3-monooxygenase activity; FAD binding. Gene Ontology annotation, cellular component: mitochondrial outer membrane.